AAAAAAAACCCGUCCAUGGCAACGAGAGUGCUUUACGACAGUUAUUUAACGUAUUCCGGUGGCCGGUGUCGUAUAUUUUGCAGAAUCACCAUGGCGUUGAAAGAGACUGCAGGGCUGUACGAGACACUGAAAACGGAGUGGAACAAGAAAAACCCAAACCUGAGUAAAUGUGGAGACCUUCUGAGCAAACUGAAGGUUUCAUUACUGGAGCUGAACUUCUUACCGACCAGUGGGUCUGCGCUCACUAAGCAGCAGCUCAUUUUAGCCCGUGAUAUCCUUGAAAUUGGAGCGUUGUGGAGUAUCCUCAAGAAGGACAUCCCAUCCUUUGAGAGAUACAUGGCCCAGCUUAAAUGUUACUACUUUGAUUACAAGGAGGAACUGCCUGAAGCUGCCUACAUGCAUCAGUUACUUGGACUCAACCUGCUCUUCCUGCUCUCGCAGAACCGUGUGUCUGAGUUUCACACAGAACUUGAGAGACUGAGUGCACGAGAUAUUCAGGCCAACGUAUACAUCAGACAUCCAGUGUCCCUAGAGCAGUACUUGAUGGAAGGAAGUUACAACAAGGUCUUUCUUGCCAAAGGAAACAUCCCUGCUGAGAGCUACACCUUUUUUAUAGAUAUUCUGCUCGACACAAUUCGUGAUGAGAUCGCCGGUUGCAUAGAAAAAGCAUAUGAGCAGAUCCAGUUCACUGAGGCCACCCGUGUGCUUUUCUUCAGUUCCCCAAAAAAGAUGACAGAUUAUGCCAAAAAGAGAGGAUGGAGUUUGAGCCCAGAUGGCUAUUACUCUUUCAGCACUCAGCAGCAGCGGACAGAAGAGGUGACCAUCCCCUCUACGGAGCUGGCACAACAGGUCAUCGAAUAUGCACGACAGCUGGAAAUGAUUGUGUAGUCCGCCCCAAGGAACACACUCGGACACACAGGCCGCUGAUCCAGUGUACAUCCAGUCAGCUGGAGUGCAGAUCUAUUGUGAAUAUGACUUAAAUGAAUGCACAGUGGUUGUUUUUUCCCCCAUAUCUCAAAAAGUAAUCGACAUUCAUUAGUCAUGUGCUCCAGUUAUCUGCAGGUCUUUCUGCCUGGAUGUUUUUCUUUCAUUUUAAAUGAUGGGGAACAAAUUUGUUGACCCGUCUUGUUGUCAGCAAUUGCUACACAUGUACCUUUAUCGAAGACAUUCAAGGGUUUCAUUGUUCCAGUUAGUUAUUUUAUCCAAGACAACAUUCGAAUUGAGCUUUUUAUGGGUUAUGGCCAACACCAAGUCCAACUUGUACAUUUAAUACCCCGGAGCCUCAGCUCUUCAACAACCACGAGAACGUUGAUAACAAUCACCACCCUGUUACUUCGUCUGUCACUGUCACACAAAACGAUCAAAUUAAUAUUUUCCCUCAUUUCAAGCAAACUCCUUUUGAAUACAAAGUUAUUUUCCCCUUUAGUAAAUCUCUCAUAAAUGUCUCGCCCUUGCCUUGUAUCCUCGCAACUGACAGAAUUUCCAUUGAGGCUUGUGUGUUUUCUAAGUGUCAAUGCCUCUUCUGCCCAAGAUGAUUUGUAAUACAGUUGAUAUUACAAUGCAAAUCUUUGUCUGCAAUAAACGAUUCAGAAAUGAA
This is a messenger RNA of Pseudoliparis swirei, 1597 nucleotides long. RefSeq names its product proteasome 26S subunit, non-ATPase 8 (gene psmd8). Lineage: Eukaryota; Metazoa; Chordata; Actinopteri; Perciformes; Liparidae. The record is from RefSeq and is a predicted model, not a curated record. Gene Ontology annotation, cellular component: nucleus; proteasome regulatory particle, lid subcomplex; cytosol. Gene Ontology annotation, biological process: proteasome-mediated ubiquitin-dependent protein catabolic process. The transcript is spliced from 7 exons. The coding region runs from base 16 to 888 and encodes 290 amino acids.